UGCAUUAUUGUUAUAGUCUUCAACGCACACUAUGCAUUUUGUGUGUACAAAAAAUAUAUACAGGGUGGCCCAUAAAAAGAGGUUUUUUGUUUAUUCUAAUUUUACUUUUCCGCGUUUAAGGAAAACCUUACAAAUCCUACAUUUAAAGUAUUUUACUACUUCCUGUAGCUAUAAGCCUGCAGGAAUGGCACUUUUAAGUAUCUGAUAACCCUGUAUAUGUCUGUGAUAAAAAUAUAUUUAGAAGACUUUCAUGCUGGAUACAUUUUGUUAUGAUUUAUGUUAAGAUAAUAUACGUACGUGAGAACGAAGAUCAAUACAGCCCUGCACAGCCAUAUUCUCUUACAUCCCGUCGAAACGAACACCAUCAACACACGUUCUAGUUCCCAACCUUUGCAAUUUGCGCCUUUAUCGACCGCCAUAAUAACAUCUAAAUCCGCCGUCGUCGACAAAUAAUAAAUUUAGUUUCACUUGAACGGAAUGUUACAAUUUUUUUAUUUACCGAUAUCUCGUAAACGCAGCAGCCGCAUAUAAAAUGAGACGCGUGUCCAGUUGCAUGCUGCACUCGAUCCGUAAACAUCGCAUCUCAAAUAUGCCCCAGUGUAAACUAGUACUCCUCGUCCUUGGUACUUUGUCACUACAAGUUUUCUGUGACGAUGUCUCACCGAAGUUCAAGUUUAUGGACAAGAGCAGUUUUAAGAAAUCCAUGUGGAAAGAGUGCGCCAGUUCGUAUUCAAUCCCUUGCUUCAAACUUGACGUUAUUUCCUGGGUGGACAAGUUAAACGAAGAAGACACCAUCAACCUACUACCUGGAGUAUCGCUGGUUCGUGAGGAAUCAGGAGCCAGGUCAAGCCAACCGGAUAUAGUGGCUGAAUUGGCGAGGGAUUUUCCUAAUGAUCCUAGUUCUAGGCUGGAUGCUUUUCUGUUGAAAAGGAUUACAGGGUUUUUGAACUCGCAUUCGAUUAAGUUGAAUUUUUUUAACCAAAACGAGAAUGUGGAGACUGGGAGAGGAAAAGGAGGUGGUGGAGGAGGAGGAGGUAAAAAAGGAGGAGGCGGAGGUCAUGGGCAUAUGAUUUUGGCGGCGGGUGCGAUGAUGAAAGGAAUGUUGAUGGCUUUAGCCCUAGGUGGAAUCACUGCCAUAGCAGGUAAAGCUUUAAUCACCGGUCUUAUAUCGCUCCUGAUAUCAGGAAUCAUAGGAAUCAAAGCCCUGACCCACCAGGAGAAGAAAACAACGUACGAGGUCGUUUCGAAGCCGAUCUACACCCAUUCUCAGACUCAUUCCGAGUCUCACGAGCCAGUUGGACAUGUCGGACAUUCGUCCUAUGGUAGGAGUUUCGAUAUUCCUGAGGAAGUCCUAAGGGUAAAUCCCGAAGAAGGAAAACCACCAGUUCCCGGUUUAAAGCUUUAA
Messenger RNA from Sitophilus oryzae (rice weevil), 1405 nucleotides. RefSeq lists its product as uncharacterized. The transcript is spliced from 2 exons. The record is from RefSeq and is a predicted model, not a curated record. The coding region runs from base 533 to 1405 and encodes 290 amino acids. NCBI's taxonomy places the organism in Eukaryota, Metazoa, Arthropoda, Insecta, Coleoptera, Curculionidae.